AUGUAUGACAACAUCUCUGAUUUCACAAGAUAUGAUGACGACCAUGACCCCGAACACGGUGAAGAAGAAGUUUUACAAACAUCCAUUAAGACAGGAAAGGUUUUAACUCAAAGUCUCAUUAUUGACACCAAAGAUGGCGAAGUGGACGUUCUUCAAGAGCUGAAGAAAAAUACUUCUUCGGGAGGUGGUGGUAGGCAUGAACUUGAAAUAAAUGAGAUAGAAGAGAAAUUAGCCGAAAAAGCAGAUAAAAACCAUGUUCAUUAUAUAAGUUCAGACGAACAGAUUAUAACGGACUACCACGGAUAUUUAACACAGGAUGAAGAAGUGAAGACGAAAGAUGUUAAUGAAAGAAGAUAUAAAUUCAUUCGUGCUAAAGGUUAUGCAUAA
This is a messenger RNA of Trichomonas vaginalis G3, 387 nucleotides long. RefSeq names its product organellar and viral DNA polymerase type B. The transcript has a single exon. The record is from RefSeq and is a predicted model, not a curated record. Lineage: Eukaryota; Parabasalia; Trichomonadida; Trichomonadidae. The coding region runs from base 1 to 387 and encodes 128 amino acids.